Molecule: messenger RNA, 1788 nt
Organism: Scomber japonicus (chub mackerel)
Lineage: Eukaryota; Metazoa; Chordata; Actinopteri; Scombriformes; Scombridae
Gene: crtap
Product: cartilage associated protein
Exons: 7
Coding region: 116-1330 (404 amino acids)
Biological process (GO): peptidyl-proline hydroxylation to 3-hydroxy-L-proline; collagen fibril organization
Cellular component (GO): endoplasmic reticulum
Molecular function (GO): protein binding; collagen binding
Source: RefSeq, a predicted model, not a curated record
GGGAGGGGAGGCUUUAUCCGGAUACGUGGUGGAACUUGAGGCGGUCCUACGCAGGCCGACCGUCCGGAAUCAUCCCAACCAACCAGCCUCCAUCCACCAGUUACCAAACUUUAACAUGGCACCCUCCACUUCUUCUCGACUGUUCUCUGCGCUGUUGAUCGCAUUGUCCGUUACUGCGGUGAACUCGCAGUAUGAAAAAUAUAGCUUCAGGAGCUUCCCCAAGCAUGAGCUGAUGCCUCUGGAGUCCGCGUACAAAUACGCGCUGGACCAGUACACCGGGGAGAAGUGGAAGGACACCGUGGAGUAUAUGGAGAUGUCUCUGAGGCUCUACCGGCUGCUGCGGGACAGCGAGGCCUUCUGCAACCUCAACUGCAGCUCCGUCAGGCUGGACGACGAGGAGAAGUUUGCGGAGUUCCCGGAGCUGCGGGCGUUUGGGAACGUGGUGAAGAGGGCUCAGUGUCUGAAGCGCUGCAAACAGGGGCUGCCCGCUUUUAGACAGGCCAUGCCCAGCCGGGACACCAUAGAUGAGUUUGAGAGGAGGGAGCCGUACAGAUACCUGCAGUACGCUUACUUUAAAUCUGACAAUCUGGGCAAGGCGGUGUCUGCUGCCCACACCUUCCUGCUGAAGCACCCCAAAGAUGAGAUGAUGCAGAGGAACAUGGCAUACUACAAGAGCAUGCCUGGGGCCGAAGAAUAUCUCAAAGACCUGGAGACCAAAUCCUAUGAAACAUUGUUUGUGCGUGCCGUGAGGGCGUAUAACGGGGAAAACUUCCGUACAUCAGUGUCAGACAUGGAGUUGGCUCUGCGGGACUUCUUAAAGGUCUAUGAUGAGUGUCUGGCUGCGUCUGAGGGCCCCAGGGACGUCAAAGACUUUAAAGAUUUUUACCCCUCUAUAGCAGAUCACUACAUUGAGGUCCUGGAGAGGAAAGUUACAUGUGAGAGUGACCUGACACCUGUCGUUGGGGGCUUCAUCGUUGAGAAGUUUGUGGCCACCAUGUACCACUACUUACAGUUCGCCUACUACAAAUUGAAUGACCUAAAAAACGCAGUGCCGUGCGCAGCCAGCUACAUGCUCUUUGACCCCAGCGAUGACGUCAUGAAGAAUAAUGUUGCCUAUUACAAGUUUCACAAAAGCCAGUGGGGGCUGACAGACGAGGAUUUCCUCCCCAGAUCAGAAUCAGUGCGGUACCACAACCAGACCACCAUGCAGCUACAGAUGUUGGAGUUCUCCAAACAGCGCCUAGUGAGCGACGAUGAGGGGGAGGUGGUGGAGUUUAUAGAUGAGUUCCUGGAUGAGGGUGAUGAGCCAACAGUGGAAAAUGUGCAUUAAUACUGAAGAGAAAACAAACUGCACCAACACUCGCGUUUAUUGGGUUUUGUAAGAGGUUCUGAUUGGUCACUGUGUUUUUACAUGCAGCUCCACAUUCUGAAUAUUUUUCUAGAUUCUUAUUUUAUGCACUAAUUAUGCAGCUCAUAGGCGUGGGCAUACAGCACAGUGACUAAAUGAGACAAGAAUGAUGGCAAUAGAGAUAUAAAUAUUUUAACUCACUGUUUUAUGAAUUCAUUCCUCCACUGUGAAAUGUGUAUGUUGUGAAUGGACAUUUUUUCAAUAAAAUAACUCAACAAACAUCAGAUGAUGAGUAACUAUCACAAUACUACUUCACAGGAAGUGAGUCCAAACAGGAAAACAGCUGGUGGGAACAGUUGAGCUGAAAGUCCUUUGUUUUGUAUUUUAAACCUCAUUUUAGCUCACCAAAAUCACAAAACCUUUCAUAUCUAAUUCAUGUC